AUGCGGCGCUUCCUAACAAGAUGGCGGAUUUUGGCUUCAGGGUAUAGCCAAGUUUCCGUACUGUAUGUAUACUGUUCUGCUGGUUAGCCCCCGACUUGAGGUUAAUCGGUUUAUAAUUUUACACAAUUGAGGCCCAUGAGUUUCCAAUCUUGUCUAUAUUGAAUUUAAUUGGCGUAACUGUCUCUCUGCCUGUACAAAGGUCAAUUUAUGCUCAUUUGAUUAACAUUUUUGUUUCUUCAGUGCAAUAUCACUAUGGUUGCUCCAUCAGAAUCAUCAUCAAAAGGCGUUAUUCAUUUCUUCAAAUCUUUGUAUUAUGAUCCGUUUAGAUGGAGCCUGGUGAAGAGUUUCGCUUUGGCUGCGAUUGGUGUUCAAAUUUCUAGAGAGUUUCGUGGAUUUCAGCUGAUGCCUCCUGCUCAAUAAUCACUCAACAAUGAACUUCUUAGUAUUUCUCUUCUUUUUGUCCGUAAUCCUAGUCGCUAAUGGACAAAAACCAAACAUUGUCUUAUUUUUAACGGAUGAUCAGGAUGAACUGCUUGGAGGAAUUGUACCAAUGGGAAAAACUCAACGACUUAUUGCCAAUAAAGGUGUUAUUUUCUCAAAUUCGUUUGUUAGCACUCCGCUCUGUUGUCCAAGUAGAUCAUCAAUAUUGACCGGACGAUAUGCGCAUAACCAUGGCACAUUCAAUAACUCCAUUAAUGGUGGAUGCAAUUCUCAUGAGUGGCAGACUGUUCAUGAAAAAAAUACAUUUGCUGUGCAUCUCCAAAAGAAUGGCUAUAGAACUUUCUACGCUGGGAAGUACUUGAACAAGUACGGUACAGGCAAAAACGGUAGUCACAUCCCUCCUGGCUGGGACUGGUGGUUUGGACUUCACGGAAAUUCAGUCUACUACAAUUAUACGUUAUCUGUGAAUGGAACGAACCAUUACUUCACCGAUCAAUAUCUAACCAAAGUCAUCAAGAAUUAUGGUCUGGAAUUUUUGAAAUCACAAAGCAAUCUUGAUCAGCCGUUUUUGAUGGUCUUGGCAACACCAGCACCUCAUGAACCUUUUACCCCUGAAGAUCAAUAUAAAGGCCAUUUCAAAGGAGUAAAGGUACCUCGUACGCCAAAUUUCAACUAUAAAUCCGGAAAAACUAAACAUUGGCUAACUAGGAUGCUGCCCGAAGUUCUCCCUGAUGAUCUCAUUUCGAAACUGGACCAAUUUCAAGAAAUGAGAUGGGAAACUCUUCUCUCAGUUGACGAUCUAGUCGAAUCUUUAAUUGAGGAACUCGAAAAAAAAUUGCUUUUGAAUAAUACCUACGUUAUAUUCACAUCAGAUAAUGGAUUCCAUCUAGGCCAGUUUGGCUUACCCUGGGAUAAGAGACAAAUGUAUGAAACAGACAUACGGGUACCGCUCAUUGUGAGAGGACCAAAUAUUCCGGAAAAAAAGCUGAUGACUAGUCCAGUUGUAAAUGUUGAUAUUGCUGGUACAAUACUAGACAUGGCAGGUGUACGUUAUGAUUUGGACUCGUUUGAUGGCUUAUCGUUUCUUCCUAUUGCAAAUACCACCUUGCCAGACAGUCGACAUCGAUCAAUUGUCAUAGAGUAUCGCGGUGAAAGCAAUAGUAUCGAUAUCGAUCCGCAGUGCGAGCAUCUGAUUGGUGAUUAUGGUAUCAAGGGAUGUCAUUUCGAAGCUGCCUGUAAAUGCCAGGAUUCCCAUAACAACACUUACAAUUGUCUGAGAAAAAUAAGCGAUCCUGAUAAUUUUAUUUAUUGCGAGUUUGUCGACUCUGAGUACUUUGCCGAAUUUUACAACCUGGUUGAAGAUCCAUAUCAGCUGAAUAAUUUGGCUCACAAAAUAAAAGAAACAACCAGUCAUGAGCGUGUCCAUCAACUCCAAGAAGCAUUGACUGCCCUAUCUUUAUGCAGGGGCAUUAAUUGCCAUAAGACGUGAAAUGAUUUUGAUGGUAGACUUUCAACGUUUUUUUUUAUAGCUUAUUCGCUUAGUUAAUUAAGUAAUUCAUAUUUUUGGAGACAUUUUUGAUUGCUUAUGAAUAUUAUACAAAUAUUUUAAAACUGUCGCAUAUAACCUUUUAGUUUAAUGCUAUUAUGUACUGACAAAACUAACUUAUAGUAGAUUGGUUUAAUCAAUAUAUUAGAUGAUUGUACACGUACAGUAGUAUAACAAUACUAACAAUAUUGAUAAUUUGUAGACCUUUACUUCAAUAAAUAAUACCUUCUCUCAACUGA
This is a messenger RNA of Nilaparvata lugens (brown planthopper), 2226 nucleotides long. RefSeq names its product N-acetylglucosamine-6-sulfatase. The transcript has 10 exons. Gene Ontology annotation, biological process: glycosaminoglycan metabolic process. The coding region runs from base 431 to 1930 and encodes 499 amino acids. Lineage: Eukaryota; Metazoa; Arthropoda; Insecta; Hemiptera; Delphacidae. Gene Ontology annotation, molecular function: N-acetylglucosamine-6-sulfatase activity; glycosaminoglycan binding. The record is from RefSeq and is a predicted model, not a curated record.